AUGAAAAUAUUUGAAAAAUGUCAUCGAAUUCGACAAUUCAAAUGCAAUAAGUCCGCUGUCCGUUGGUCACUACUCGCUUCCUCGGAUAUGGUGCGACGGUCCGUGGCGCACACAAAAAAAAACCUGUUUUCAAUGAAUGUAUAUUAUACAAAAAUAUACCUAUGAAAAACAAAAACCGGCAGCGACGACCUAAGCCAGGGGUGUCCAACCCGCGGCCCGCGAUAGAUUUCGAUGCGGCCCUCACUUCAAUUUAAAAUCCAUGAAUCAAUUAUAUAUAUUAUAUUAAUAUUACGAGAACAAAUUUAUUUUAAAAAUAUAAACCAUCAAAUAACGUCCGUGUUUUUACCGCUGCGGCAUCUUAUCUUAUAUUACAUACGGACGUGUGCAUCGGACCAACUCAAUAUUAAAAAAGCUACUUCUGAGUCCCUAACCGNAUUUAUUGAUGGCGAGUUUAUUAAGGAGUGUUUGGAAAGUGUUGCAGAUAUAAUGUGUCCUGAUAAAAAAACAGACUUCAAAAAUUAGUCUGUCUCAUUAGACUAUAAGCAAGCGAAUCAAUGACAUUGGAAAGUCCAUCGAAAAUAAACUGGAGGAAAAAGUCCGUUCUUUCAAAUAUUAUUCUUUAGCUAUUGAUGAUAAAUUAUAUCUACCCAAAGAAACAUAUCCAGUCCUUCAUCACCAUGCCUUACUCAUGUUCUCGCUUUUUAGCAGUACUUACAUUUGCGAACAAUUGUUUUCAAGAAUGAAAAACACAAAGAGUAAAAAUCGGUCCACUAUAUCAGACGAGCACCUUGAAAGUUGUUUAAGGGUUUUCACAACUUCAAUCGAUCCAGAUAUUGAUUCAUUACUUUCACAAAAAAAGCAAUUUCAAAUUUCACAUUAA
Molecule: messenger RNA, 880 nt
Organism: Cinara cedri
Lineage: Eukaryota; Metazoa; Arthropoda; Insecta; Hemiptera; Aphididae
Source: the annotation of a GenBank genome assembly